ACAUUUGAAGAGGACCGAACGCCAGUAACUCCUCGCCGGACAUAUGCUAUUAUGCCUCGCCUGCAACCUCGAUCCAUUCGCCCACCGCAACUCCCAUUCAGGCCGCGCGCCCGCCGACGGCGCGCUCGCCCUCGAGCCCCGCGAGGCUCUCCGUCUCCUCAGCCGAAGCGCCUCCACCACCCUGGGACAUGUCAAGCUCACCCACGCCCGCAUCCUCCGCUCUGGCCUGUCCCACGACCCCGCCCUCCUCCCCUCCCUCCUCCGCCUCUACUCCUCCCACUGCCGUCUCGAUCUCGCCGCCCGCCUCCUCGCCAUCUUCCCCGACCCUCCCACCAUCGCAUGGAACCUCAUGAUCCGCGCCCACGCCGGCGCGGGCGCCCCCCUCGACGCCGUCCUUGUCUAUAACCGCAUGCUCUCCCGCGGCCUCCGACCUGAUAAGUUCACCUUCCCCUUCGUCGUCAAGGCCUGUUCGAUGCUCCUGGAGGUUAGUAAGGGCAAGGAGGUCCACGCCUUUGCUAUCAAGUCUGGGUUCUGGCCUGACACGUUCCUGCAGAACGCCCUCAUUCAUCUCUACUUCUGCUGCGGCGACCCAGUGAGCGGGCGGAAGGUGUUCGACGAAAUGCCAGUUAAAAGCGUCGUGUCGUGGACCGCUCUGCUUUCUGGACUCGUGGCGUGCGGCGAGGUAGAGGCCGCUAGAACCGUCUUCGACAACAUGCCGAUCCGAAACGUGGUGACUUGGACGGCGAUGAUCGACGGGUACGCGAGGAAUGGGCCCCCAGAUGAGGCGUUCAGGCUGUUCCGGAGGAUGCAGGACGACGACGUGAUGCCGAACGAGUUCACGGUGGUGGCGCUGUUGAUCGCGUGCGCAGAGCUUGGGAGCCUGAGUGUGGGCCGUUGGGUGCAUGAGUUUGCCCAAAAGAACGGCGGACUCGACAAGGGCGUCUACGUGGGCACUGCGCUCAUAGAUAUGUACAGCAAAUGUGGAAGCUUGGAGGACGCGGUGAGAGUGUUUGAUCAUAUGCCAGUCAAGAGCGUGGCAACUUGGAACUCCAUGAUCACCAGCUUCGGCGUUCAUGGGCGGGGAAAGGAAGCGGUGGCUCUUUUCAUGGAAAUGGAGAAGGCAAAGGUGCUGCCCGAUGGAAUCACCUUUGUGGGCGUCUUGAGCGCCUGUGUGAGGGAGUGCAUGGUGGAGGAGGCCUGCAGGUUCUUUGGGUCCAUGGUCGAACGAUAUGGCAUCGGCCCAUGUCGCGAGCAUUACGACUGUCUCGUGGAGCUCUUGAAUCGUGCUGAUGACUUAGAUGAAGCAACCAAAAUGGUUGAUAAUUCGCUGCUAAAGCUUGGCGUUGCUGCAAGACAAAUGCUGAAGAAAUUGUGCCAAACAAAUGCCGACAUGAGGCUCCAAAAAGUUAGUUGUUCAUCCUCAUGGAUUCGAAAACCUUCAAAAGCCUUGAGCGUGAAGUAGAAUAGUUUCAGCCUGGAAAACAAAGAUGAGUGCUGCCAAGACAUGGCCGACAAGUUUAUGCUGAGCAUUGCAACUCUAUUGCAGUGCUGGAUCCUGGAUUCCAGUCUCUGUAAACCAUAUAGUUCUGUCUACAGCUUCAGGUUCAGAAGAAGAAGCUGGCUGCCUAAGAUAAAUGAUAUGCGUGUUAAGCAAAACAGCAGAAAAUGAACAUUCAUUCAAACGGGAGUAUCUAUUUCUCUCUCCUGAGCCUUGAGAGAGAAGCACUAGCGAUCAGUUCCUCUCCCUCUCCUUUUCUUGGAAGUUCCGCUUCCUCCUCCCCUGGUACUACCUGACACAGUUCCCUCUUGUUCAUGGCAGCUGUACGGCUAUUCCCCCUGAAGCCCUCUUCGCUCUUAUCUCGGAUGAGUCUCGCCUCUACAUGGCUUCAACCUCCCCCAUCUUCUUGGGCAAAUCUAUUAACAAAAAAGCUAAAGGUGUCGCGGAUGGGCAGAUCGAUCCCGUUCUUUAAAGUCAGCUCUUUCAGAUUCAAUGCAAGUCCAACCUCAAGUUGGAUCUAUACGUCAAUGAGUUUUCUAUGGCCUACGAAGGCUGACAAACUAAUCUAUCUGACAAAUUUUUGAGUAAAAUUCCUUCACUUGACCUUAUGAA
Musa acuminata AAA Group (dessert banana) is the source of this 2110-nucleotide messenger RNA. Its product is annotated as pentatricopeptide repeat-containing protein At3g26630, chloroplastic-like. Bases 44 to 1462 code for a protein of 472 amino acids. The record is from RefSeq and is a predicted model, not a curated record. The transcript has a single exon. Gene Ontology annotation, molecular function: protein binding. Lineage: Eukaryota; Viridiplantae; Streptophyta; Magnoliopsida; Zingiberales; Musaceae.